Molecule: messenger RNA, 1195 nt
Organism: Jatropha curcas
Lineage: Eukaryota; Viridiplantae; Streptophyta; Magnoliopsida; Malpighiales; Euphorbiaceae
Source: RefSeq, a predicted model, not a curated record
ACUGAUGGUUUUGGUAUGUCACUGCCAACUGAUCUUUGCCAUCGAUUUACAACGGCUGAAAUCAAAGCAGCUACAAGAAAUUUCGAAGAUCAGAACAUUAUUGGCUCUGGAGGUUUUGGUACUGUGCAUAAAGGCUAUAUUCAAAAUGAAUUCAUCCCAGUUGCAAUAAAAAGGCUAAAUUCAUCGUCAAAACAGGGGACUCGCGAGUUCCACACAGAGAUUGAGAUGUUGUCCAGGCUCAGACACAUUCAUCUCGUCUCUUUGGUUGGAUACUGCGAUGAUCAAGAUGAGAUGAUCCUUGUAUACGAGUACAUGCCGCAUGGGAGCCUUUAAGAUCAUCUAUACAGAACAAAUAACCCUCCUCUCCCAUGGAAGCAAAGACUACAAAUAUGUAUAGGAGCUACAAAAGGGUUACAUUAUCUUCAUACAGGCGUAAAACACACCAUCAUCCACCGUGAUGUGAAGUCAUCAAACAUACUAUUGGGCAGGAAUUGGGUGGCCAAGGUUUCAGAUUUUGGCUUGUCAAAAACAGGUCCCACCAGUGAAGACGAAACCCAUGUCAGCACUUCGUUAGAGGUAGUGUAGGCUACCGUUAGAGGUAGUGUAGGCUACCUUGACCCCGAGUACUAUCGCAGGCAACACCUCACUGAGAAAUCUGAUGUCUACUCAUUUGGGGUAGUGUUGUUAGAAGUACUGUGCGCCCGGCCACCAAUCAUGUCAAACCUAAACAAAGAACAAGUGAACUUGGUUGAGUGGACAAGAAAAUGUUGUCGGAAAGGAACUCUUGAUCAGAUUAUUGACCCGCAGUUGAAUGGUGAUAUCACAUCUGUCUCUUUAAACAAGUUUGUGGAGAUCGCUGAAAGUUGUGUGCGUGAAAAAGCAACUGAAAGGCCAAAAAUGUGUGAUGUGAUAUGGAGCCUUGAAUUUGCAUUGCAGCUUCAAGAAUUUGCUGAGAAAAAUUCCCAUGCAAGUGAUAUUGUCAGUGAGAACCAGAAAGAAUCAUCUAUGCCAUAUAAGGAGGUCGCUACCAUUGAUGAUGAUGAUAUAUUUACAUUCUCAGGUGGACCGAUUAGUGAUUCAAGGAGCACAAUUAGUACCAAAGAACGACUCUGAUGAAGUGAAAUCAGGUUUUUCAGAAAUAAUUAAUGCGCAGGGAGAAUGAGUUCGAAAUGAACCCUAAAGGGAGACGUAGGCG